AUGAAAGAGAAAACGGACGAUGGAAGAAACAUAUUUUAUGAUAAUGAAGAGUACGAAAAAAUUAAGAAAAAAACCCUGUUCAAAAUUCUCCUCUCUGUGUUCAUCAAGACCCUAUUUGAAUCCUUUCUACAGCCCCUACUCCCAUUUUAUAUAUUAAACUAUUACGACAUCCAAGUCAAGGAGCUGGGAAUUUUAUUAAGCUUUUAUUCGCUCGCUCAAUGUGUAAUGUGUUUGAUUAUAGGUUUCUUUUCUUCCAUCAACAAGAAGCAUUUACUUGUAUUUUUAAUUCUGUUAAACCUUAUUGGUAUGUACCUAUUCUAUGUAAAAUUGAAUUUCCCUUUAUUAAUUAUUAACAGAAUUAUUUGUGGUAGUAGCUCAGUCUUUAUCGUUGUAGUUAAUGCCAUAAUCAACGACCUGGUUGACACAGAUGUGUGCAUUUAUUACACAUACAUAAAUAUAUUUAAUGCUAUUGGAAUAAUCCUGGGCCCCUUAUUAUCUUCCUUCUUUUUAACUAUAUUUAAUUUUGAAAUUAUAUUAAAUUUUAACACACUUGGAUUAAUUGCUUCUCUUCUAAUUGUGUUGACAAUUUCGAGUGAGUUACUAACGCAAAAUAAGGACAACCUAAAAAAAACCAUCCUCGAAGAUUCUAAUUUGAUAACCUUAAAUAUUAACACCCAUGAACAGAAAAAAAAAAACCCACAAAAAAAUCUACCAUGCAAAGAUGCAAAAAAUGCUCUAUACGUAAAUGAUCUGGUCGAGUCAGAAUUUAAAAGUAAUCGUUCACACAGUGGGAGGUACAAACACGAAACGUCCAGCUACAAAAGAGGAGCCAAUUCUGCCAGUGGCCAUUAUGCAAGUGGAAAAUUCCUAGGUGGAAAUUCGGCAGGUGAAUAUUCUGUAAAUAGCUACCUGCUGAAUAAGAAAAAAAAACAUCAUGGGGAAAAUUACAAGAGGAAAUUUUUCAAUUACGACAAUGACGAAUUUUCUGAAUUAUCAUAUCAACAAUUUUUGAAGAGACGGGACUACUUUUACAUUAACAGGCUGACCCUCUACGUGAAGGAAAAGAUACGUGCUCUUUCUCACAUGACUCUGUCCUACAAGUUCAAAUGCCUCCUUUCCAUUUGCAUGCUUAGAUUUACUUCAGCCUUUUCCUCCAACUUGAUGAGCAACAUUUUUUUUGUAUUCUACAAUGACAACGUUUCCUCCGACAACAAGCAGAUACAAAUCAGCGUCUUUGUUUCCCUGAGCGGAAUUAUCAUGAUCUUCUACCAGUACUUUUCCUUUUCCUAUAUUUUGAAAAUGUUUGGAUACAAUGGCACGGCUAUUAUAGGAUUACUCAUACAGAGCACAGGAAUCUUGCUGACUUACCACAGCAUUAAAUAUUAUAACCUACUUUUUCAAUACAUCAGCAUUUGCUUCAUCCAUUCAUGCUCCUAUGCCUACAUAGAGCCCAUCAUACCAACCAUCAUCUCUUUAUUUUUUUCCAAAAAGGAUCAACUGUUUUCACAAAGCAUUGUUUCCUUCUUCAGAUAUUUAUCCCUCACCAUUUCGCCCAUCGUUUAUAGCUACUACUACAUCGAAAAUCAGCUUUCCCCUUUUUUCAUUUCUUCCUGCGUGUCCAUUAUAUCCAUUUUUUUUGUGCAUCUCUCCUUUAAGUACCACAAGAGGAUGAAUGCUUCCCUUAUGUCUAAUUAA
Plasmodium fragile is the source of this 1695-nucleotide messenger RNA. RefSeq lists its product as uncharacterized. The transcript is spliced from 3 exons. Lineage: Eukaryota; Apicomplexa; Aconoidasida; Haemosporida; Plasmodiidae. The record is from RefSeq and is a predicted model, not a curated record. Gene Ontology annotation, biological process: transmembrane transport. The coding region runs from base 1 to 1695 and encodes 564 amino acids. Gene Ontology annotation, molecular function: transmembrane transporter activity.